Molecule: messenger RNA, 4170 nt
Organism: Spathaspora passalidarum NRRL Y-27907
Lineage: Eukaryota; Fungi; Ascomycota; Pichiomycetes; Serinales; Debaryomycetaceae
Exons: 1
Coding region: 16-2343 (775 amino acids)
Source: RefSeq, a predicted model, not a curated record
AUUAUUACCAACAUUAUGUCGCAGGAACUAUCGGACAAAGUCAGCGACUUGUCAAUCUCCGACAAUGACACAUUGAACCAAUUUGAAUCAAUUACUCCAUUGACAGAACAGGAACAAGUGGACUUACAUGACAAAGUAACCAAGCUUUCCCAAAACCCACAAACCAGCAAAGCAAUAUACGAGCUAAUCAUAAAUGAUAGCAGCAAAUUCUUGCAUUCGCUCAAGAGAAUUCACGAUACUUCGGGUGUAAUAGUCACUCAUACAAUUCAAUCCACCACCGGAUCAGACAAGAUAGUCGACAAUUUACUUAGUUGCAUACGAGCAAUUCUCAAGAAUGACACGGAUCCAGAAUCAAGAUCUUAUUAUCUAGGAGUUUACAGUUCAUUAGUGAAUCACUUUCAGAUCUCUAACCCGCAGCAUUUGAACUUAUUCUUGACUUUUGCAAAUUCAGAUGCUGCACUCCAUAGAUCCAUACUAGUAUUGGUCAUUCAAAAUUUAAAAUUGGAAAAGGAAAAGACCAGUGAAAUCAUCAAGGAAUAUUUAGAAGUUGUUUGUGACGAAAAGUAUCUUGAUAAAGAAUCCUUUUUGAACUUUUUAAUUGUUCUCGAAAUGUGUUUUCCCUUAUUACCCGAAGUUUGUGCUGGGGUAUAUGGUGACGACAAAACCAAACAGCAUAUUAUGAGCAAGAUGGAAUUAGCACCUGAUUUGGAACUGAUGAGAUAUAUACUCAAACUAAUUGACUCCUCAUGUAUAGUUGAAACUUGCAGAAACGUUAAUGUAACGAAUUAUUUCCAAUUUCUCGUUCAAGGAUGUCUGUUCAAAAACGAUCAAAUCAAAGUAUUAUCCAGUCUUAAUCUUGUCAAAUUGUGGAAGUUCAUCGAUGCCAAAAAGAAAUCUAAUGACUUGAUAACCACCAAAUAUUUGGCUGAUAUACUAAUCUCAUAUCUCAAAUCACAUACUGAUGAGUACACCGAAUAUGCAAUUGAGGGAUUGAUGUACCUCACGCUUUAUUGGGAAGUACGACAAUUACUAAGAAUGGACGUGGAAUUGAUUGAACAACUACUUGAGAAACUCCAACAAUCGUCAACCGAAACUAAAGACCAUCAUGUUCAGGCAUUCAAUUUCCCAGUUCAAUACAGCAUUCUUUCUAUAUUUGCCAACUUGACUAAAAUGAAAGAUAUAAAUGACACAACACAACAAAACACUGCAAAUUUACUUAAAAACGUGGCAACACCAACGUCCAGAUCAGAAAAUGCAAAGGAAGACCAGAACGAAAUCAAGCUCUUCAACGAAGAAUUAUUAACUAAAUACAAGAUUCUUGAUAAGAUCACCAAACUAAAAACAAUCAAGGGUGCAUCAUCACAUAAUGCACUCAAUCAAGUCAUGAAAAUAAUCUACCAUUUCUCACCCCAGGACAAAUUGAUGAGGGUAGAACUUGUCAAACAAGGUGCAAUCAACAUCGUCAUCAGUUUCUUACUUAACCUGACCACUGUGGAUCACAAGGGAUCAAUAGUAUCUUCCCUUCCUAACCUGGACAAUCCUGAAUUGAUAGAGACCCGGGUGUUUGCAUUACGCAGUUUAGCACGCAUGUUGAUUGCCGUGGAUCCACACUUGUCAUUCAAGAAAUACGACAUCAAAACAACCAUACCACUUUUAAAAGAGCUUCUCGGUCCGGAUAUUUCAAAGUAUACUGGCAAUGUAUUGACUAAUGAGUCAUACCUCCAUGACAUGACUGCAUUAGAUAAGUUUGAAUCAUUACUAGCAUUGACCAACAUUGCAUCAAACGCUUCUCCUGAGUUGAAAAAGUAUAUAAUUGCCCAGACAUUCGACUCUUUUCUUGUCAAUUUCAUAGUUGAGUUUGAUGACGUGCGUAUUCAACAAGCAUCCUGGGAGUUGAUUGCAAACAUGAUAACUGAGCCAAUUCUCCUUGCCAAGUUCUUCAAUAUUCAGCAGACCGAGAAUAAGAAACGAUUGGAUCUCGUGGUGACAUUGUUGAAUUCCAAGAAUGUGAAAUUGCAAUGCAUUCUCGCAGGAUUGUUGGUCAAUGCCACUGAGUUUGACAUGAUAUGUGAGGUGCUUGUAACUAGCGAGUUUGACCAUCUUAUAGGUAUCAUCACCGAAAUUCUAGGUGGUCAAACCAACGAAGACGACUUGAUAUUACCCAUUGCAUACUUACUAGUUAACCUAGUAUAUGGAGCAGCCAACACCAGUGAAACUUUAUUAACUAAUCUCGCAUCAAAUACCAAACUAAAAGAAUCAAUUGCCCAAGUAUUGAAAGUGGUGAAAAAUAGGGAAAUUUUACAACCUAUACUCGAAGUAAUGAAAAUGAUUAAGUUUAAAUAAAUACACUUUUAUAGAAUAUAUUCAAAAAUGAAGAAGCCUUUGCGCAAGGGUAUCCUCCUUAUGCUCGACAUUCGAUAUCGACUGUCUUACCGUCUGUGCGGCCUUAUCUGUCUCCAAUUGCACUUUGAUUGCCUUAUGUAAAUUAGUCAAGUACUCAGCAAAACUAGGCCCACUAGUAGCUUUAAUAGCACCACCGAGUGCGUCUUCCAUCAAUAACUCUCUAAAUGCAAACUCAGCCCCAUCGAUUGUUCUACGGACAAUUUGAAUUCCGGCACUUCCCAAGCUAUUCAAGCCAACGAUAUGUGUUUGGAAAUAGUUGACCAAAGUACGGGCUUGGUUGGAAAUCUCAGUGUUCAAGUGUGGAAGUUCAUCCAUGAGUGGAUCAAUCUCUUUAACUGAUUCGAUAUUCUGGCCAAACAAAUCUUUAAGAAGCAUGAUGUUUGCUUCCGGAUCAACCCAGACAUAUACCUUGACUCCAUCACAAAGCAAAUACACACCACGAUCCAAAUUCUUGCUACUCAAGUCCUUAUACACGGGUAACGAAAUGAAUCCGGUUUGUUGGUCAAUAAUCCCUUCAUGUGGUUCUAAUGAAUGAAGUUCAACCAAUGCUGGGUACAAAUGGUACAUUAAUUUCUCUACAGGCAUAUUCAACAUUUGGUAGAUGUCAGCUAAUCUUGCAUCAGCACUAACACCAGUAGAGGCUCUCAAAGCACUUGUCUUGAGCAAGGAAAGAAUGUACAUGGGAAGAUGUCUAAGCGAAUCAGGGAAAAGCAACGAGUUGGACAUUGUUCGGGCUGAAUUGUGGUCGAAUUCAUUCAUGGCUCGGUACUGGGUGAAUACCUGGACUAAUUUGGUAUUAAGCGAUUCUCUUAAUUCAUUCAUGGGUUGUUUCCCAAUAAAUGAUAAUGUGUCCCUGACAAGAGUAGUAACCACGGCAUUUUCAUCACAAAAGUGGAAUGCAUCCUCUAGUCUUUCAGUGACUGCCAAUACCAAGUUCAUAACUCUUACUUUACGAACCCCAGUAGCAUCAGUAUAUAACAAAGCAGCCUGAAAAUGACAAUCAAGCUUAGUGCUUAAUUUACCAUCGUACUCAAACAAAACAGUAAAGGUUUGGUCCUUAGUAAGAAUAGGAAUGAGUGGAUCUUGAACAUUACCAAGCACAGCAUUGGUUUCAGCAAUUGAGGAACUGGUACCAUAAUAUUGAGAUACUUGAAGACCGUUAGAACAACGCACCUUUAAUUGUCCUUGAUAACCCUUUGUGCUCUUGUAAGAAUUAACUAUGUGCGCAGUUAAGGCUCUUGCAUCUCGUUCCAUGCUGAAAUUGGGCCAUCUACUUAUGUUCCCACCAGUUAUGUUGGCCAACCAUCCUACAUUGGAUAAGUCAACAGGGGUAUGCGAAAUAACAUGCACGUCCAAUCCCACAUUCUUUUCCACAAAUUCCUUACCCAUACUUCUAUAGUAAGCGUUAUCAGCAAGGUACAUUUUCUUUUCCAGCUCAAGUGUUCCGGAAGCAGCACGACCCACGGCUUGAUUAUCUUUAAACUUUAAUCCUCCUGGGCCCCAUGAUGGGAUAUUACACAAUGUAGAAAUAAUCUUACCACCUCCAUAUGGUUCCAAACACAUAGCAACAGUGCGGCACGCGGCAGCAAAACAAGGUUCUGGAUCAGCCACACGUUCAAACGACGACAAUCUUUCAAUAUAGUUUAAUGCAUCUUCAAUAACGGCUCGACUCUCUUGGGGAUCGACAAAGAGCCCUUCACUAAAUGGAACAAAGGGGUCUUCUAAAUCCGAGCUUAUGGUGACUUGAGCGGAUUCCAAUUGUGGUGA